Molecule: messenger RNA, 783 nt
Organism: Schistocerca cancellata (South American locust)
Lineage: Eukaryota; Metazoa; Arthropoda; Insecta; Orthoptera; Acrididae
Product: ras-like protein family member 10B
Exons: 5
Coding region: 1-783 (260 amino acids)
Molecular function (GO): GTPase activity; GTP binding
Source: RefSeq, a predicted model, not a curated record
AUGACGUGGCCUAAUAACCGUAUAGCAAACCAUGAGAGUGUGCCGCAAACAGGAGAUGAAGCUCGGACUUGUUCCCGUGUGCUCGCAGGACCUUCCGGAGGCGGCCGGCCCCGCGGAGACCACGCGGCUCGGCCCCCAAGUGCGGGGGCGGACUCCUGCCUCAGCUGCGUCAAGGUGGCGCUCCUGGGUGCGUCUGCCGUCGGGAAGACCUCCAUCGUCAGGCAGUUCGUGUGGAACGAGUUCAGCGACGACUACUCGGCGACGGACCGCCGCUACGCCUACUACCCCACCGUGGUGAUCAACGAGCGCCUGUACGAGCUCAAGGUCUCCGACAUACCCGUCAUCCCCUACUUCCCCAUCAACUCCUUCUACGAGUGGGCCGACUUCCGCUUCUACGGACUCAGGAGCGCCAACGCUUACGUGCUGGUGUUCGACCUGUGCAACACGGACUCGUUCCAGUACAUCCGCAGCCUGCGCGACCAGAUGUGGGAGAGCCGCGACAUGCGCCACGUGCCAGUCGUCGUCGUCGGCAACAAGCUGGACGCGCUGCAGAUGCACGCCGCCGCCGCUGCCCGGCGCCGCGACAUCGUGACGCUGGUGCGCAAGCACUGGAAGUGCGCCUACGUCGAGUGCAGCGCCAAGUACAACUGGCGCGUCGUCGCCGUCUUCAAGGAGGUGACGCGCGCCGUCGACGCCGCCCUGCACUCCGCCAAGGACGCCACCUCGCCCAUGAUGGACAACUUCCACGGCGCGCUCGACCGCAACAAGUGCAGCAUCCUGUGA